UCAAUAUGAAGCUCAAUGCUUUAGACAGAUUGAAUUACAAAUACCUAAACGCAUAUGUGCCAUUAAUAAAAAAGCUGAUUGUGACGAAGACAACCUGCAUUUAAAUACUCCAGAAACUUGGAAAAAGAAAGGAAAACGUCCAGCAUUCUUGAGAAACAAUAAUAAAAUUUUAGGCAAAAAUUAUGGUGAAAACCAACAAAAUUUUUUGUCAUUAAAUCUACAGAGCCAAGAUAAAAUACUAAAACAGAGUGUUGUAUUACAUUCAAAAGAAGAUGAGCUUAAUAAUGAUCAUCUCACUGUUUGCAGUCAAACAGAUCAACCAAUUGUGCGCAGUUUGGAUAUAGGUGCGCAAUUAUUUAAUAACCUCAGUGACGUCAGUGAUCACGAUUAUGUAUUAACAAGAGAAAAUAGUACAAAUCCAAGAGUCAUUGAGAAUAUAAAUAAAGCUGUUGUUAAUACUUCACCUGUGGCUUCGACUACCCAAAUUCUAUCAGACACUUCUUAUGGGCACGCAGUCGUAUGGGAAUCGUCAAAUGAUAAGUCUCCAACUGGAAAUUACAGCUUAUACCGUACGAACAAAUUGGUGAAAGAUCCAAUGUAUUACAUGAAGUCUUAUCGUGGAGUUGAGAAAUAUGUGGUAUCGCUAAUUUCUUUUGAAAAUGAAGAAAUAGAAAUAUCUUCUAUAGAUUUUUUGCGUUUGAACACUAAAGGCGAUACUUGUAUGCUUUGGUUACAUAAUAAAGAAAUAUGGUGUUUGUUACAGAUAUUUUUGGAAAGAAAUUCAAGGUCUUGGAUCACUAAGAAGAGACAGGAUUUAGGCUGUGUAAGUCCAGACCAAUCUUACUAUAUGUUCAAUCUUGGUAGGAGUGUUAAAGAUUCUACUGCUAACAGACCUGAGUGGAUUGAUUCAUCAAGGUUAAUAAUACCUUUACUGGAAAACAACCAUUGGACAUUAAUCUAUGUAGAUUUUAUAAAAAAAACAUUAUCGCUCAAACUUACAGGAUUUGGUACUAUCAAGUUCAAAGUGUAUGAAGAACAUAUGCUUAAUUUGUGGAAAAGACGAAGGGAGUUUUAA
Messenger RNA from Aphis gossypii (cotton aphid), 1075 nucleotides. RefSeq lists its product as uncharacterized. The record is from RefSeq and is a predicted model, not a curated record. Gene Ontology annotation, molecular function: cysteine-type peptidase activity. The transcript is spliced from 2 exons. Gene Ontology annotation, biological process: proteolysis. NCBI's taxonomy places the organism in Eukaryota, Metazoa, Arthropoda, Insecta, Hemiptera, Aphididae. The coding region runs from base 596 to 1075 and encodes 159 amino acids.